UUUGAAUGAAGCAGAAUGGACAUUCCUCUUUUGCCUGCAUUUUUCCCAGUUCUUACAAAUAACCAUUUUACCCCAUGCCACUACAACAACUCUGCAGUUUGUCUACAAGUAGUUUAUUUACUAUUUAUGACAUUAACGCACUGGUCCGUCGGCAAAAACCUCUCGCCUUACUGGUCCGUUUGCGAAUCCGUCCGUGGCGAAACAAGUGCGCUUGUGUUAUCUUUGCUGACAUGCAACAACUUAUCUGGCAGCUAAAUGAGCUUUGUCCCAAUGUAAAGUAAGUUUCCUGUAUAGGUUUGGACCAGUAGCGUUUGUGCCGCCGCUGUCGCUAAUGUUAUAUAAUAUAAAAGCGGCUAAGCUAACAGUUAGCCGGCGUUAGCGCUAACUUCUCUCGUUGUAGCUACAACAGCCUUUCGCCCAGCUGGAACAACUUGUUCUCUCUGGCUGCCACGAUGGACACUUUCAUUAAACUUACCAACCAAAGUCAAGGGAGGGACCGUAUUUUCAGGACGACCCAGUAUGCCUGUGCACUGUCCAAAUAUUUGCUCCGAAACAACUCAGCAAGAAAGGAGCUGGUGGCAAAACUUAAAAGUCUGGAAGCCAACAUGAGUGCUGGACGAAAAUUGUUCAGGCUGGGGAACACAGUGAACUCCAUUGAGGCUGCCAAGCGAACCAUGCAACUCGCUGACCCAGUGCUGUGCCUGUGCCUUACUGUGGCCAACAUCAACCGCGCCCUCUACUUUAUCUGCGACAACGUGCUUUGGGCCAGAAACGUCGGUCUCGCCCGAGAUAUCGACAAGGACCGCUGGAGCCUCAAUGCCUCUCGCUUCUAUUUUCUCUCACUCGUCAUGAGUCUGACCAGAGAUGUUUACGUAAUCUCCCAGUUAAUGGUGCAAAGAGCGAGAGACAGGCGCUUUGAGCAGAAACUCAAUCGCCACCUGGAAGACAAUCCUGAGGUAGCAGAGGUUGUCGUUCCCCAGCUGGAUGCUUUUUUCUUCCUGCUGUUAGAGAGCCUGAAAACACAUCCUGCUGUCGUCCUGGACACGCUGAAAAAUAUAUGUGAUCUGUUCAUGCCUUUAGACAGGUUGGGUAUAUACCAGAGCAAUGCAGGAGUGAUGGGAUUUUGUGGGCUGAUGUCCUCACUUCUUGGGAUUUUAACCCUCGUACAACCCAAUUUAAAAAUCAAACCAUAAUUAGCAGAGUUGAAAGCAGUCUUGAUGUCAUAUUUCAAGUUAAAAAAAAGCUGUACUAUGAAAUGUUUUUAUUUUGUUCAGGAUUAAGUGAUAUACUUAGUUUCAUAAUGGCUGAGUGGGAUUAACCUGGGUGCACAAAGACUAGUUUUGCAUAGCCUCAACAUUAGUACACUAACUAGCCUGUGUUUUUGGUUAUGUUUUAUACCAAAUUCAACCUAGAGCAAUAACUGGAAGGGGGGGUGAAAGAACCUUUUCUCUCUGUGUGUUACCUCAGCUAGUUUUUUUGAAUUCAUGAGCAACUAGUUAACAAAUGACAAAAUAUUUUGAAAAUAUGUACAAUUUUUUACAUCUUAUACUGGGUUUUGGGACCAGCUUAUACACUGAUUUAAAAGGGAGCAAUUCAAGUUCUAUUUUGGCCAGGAAGAGUUUCUUGUAAUUUAAUGGAGCCAAGGCUAAACCUCAGUGCAUAUUUUUUUUUCAUCAGCACUAAUUCAUCACACUCCAGUCAAGAUGUUUUGUAACCGCUACAGUACAUUGCACUUUGAAUCUGCAGGGAGGAAGGGAUGCAUUUUAUGGUCCUCUUUUGAUACUAACUUUAGGCCCAUUACUAAAAUCUAGUUUUCAUCUGGGUGGCUUUGUGUGUUUUUAUCUCAUUUUUCCGCUGCCUGUUUUAUGGUAGAAUGCUGCUAAAAGUUUUACCUCCAAGAUUCAGGUACUGAAAAAGCAACUUCAAAUCCAAAUCUGCAUAUUCUCUAAACAGCGAGGAUCCAAAAGGCAGACUGCCGGCUAUUUCAGGGCGUUGGCCUCCACUCACUGUUUCGUCUCAUUACAUCAAAGUUGCAUGGACUUUGACCAUAUCAGUUGUAUUUUAACUCAGAACCGGACUCCCAUUUCUCAGAAUUAUGAACGGCAGAUCAUAUGUGUAUUGCAAGAAAAGUGUGAUAGAGAAGUAUGAAAUUCUGCUGCAGAAAAAAUCUAUGCAAAUUGUAUUUGAUACUAGAAUACAGAGCCUUAAUAGAUUUGUUUUGUACCUGUUUAUGUAUGUUUCCAUCUGAGUGUUUAUAAAUCUUAAUAUAUUGUCUGAA
This is a messenger RNA of Myripristis murdjan (pinecone soldierfish), 2278 nucleotides long. RefSeq names its product peroxisomal biogenesis factor 11 alpha (gene pex11a). Bases 453 to 1193 code for a protein of 246 amino acids. Gene Ontology annotation, cellular component: peroxisomal membrane. NCBI's taxonomy places the organism in Eukaryota, Metazoa, Chordata, Actinopteri, Holocentriformes, Holocentridae. The record is from RefSeq and is a predicted model, not a curated record. The transcript has 3 exons. Gene Ontology annotation, biological process: peroxisome fission.